Messenger RNA from Macaca mulatta (Rhesus monkey), 852 nucleotides. RefSeq names its product N-alpha-acetyltransferase 38, NatC auxiliary subunit (gene NAA38). Lineage: Eukaryota; Metazoa; Chordata; Mammalia; Primates; Cercopithecidae. Gene Ontology annotation, molecular function: RNA binding. Gene Ontology annotation, cellular component: NatC complex. The record is from RefSeq and is a predicted model, not a curated record.
AAUUGAGUUGCGCCGCUUUCAGGAGUUGGGGGUGGGCAGAAAACGAAUACGCUCCGUUUUAAUUUAGCGGCCUGGGCUACAUGGGAUAUUUAUGACAGACUAUCUCUCUGAGACAGAAAAACAAGGGAGGAGGCAGUAUGAGAGUGUAUUCUCGCUAAAUUCCAGAGUUUCUAAAGGAUGUGUAAGAAAGUAGAGGUAAAGGUCUCGCGAUAUCGUAAGACAUCCGGCGUGGUACGCUUCAGUGAGCCACAGCGCUAGAAGUAGGAGAAGCUCGCGAGAUCUCUGCCGUUGCCGAGGAGACUAGGAGGUGGAGGAGAGGUGAUCUCGCGAAAGGAAAGCGGUCGGGAGCGCUCGCGAGAUCUCGGACCACCCAACCUGAAAGGUGCUUAGGAAGUUGAAAGGCCCAGAGGAGGCCUCCGGGCAAAUGGCCGGAGCUGGACCGACCAUGCUGCUACGAGAAGAGAAUGGCUGUUGCAGUCGGCGUCAGAGCAGCUCCAGCGCCGGGGAUUCGGACGGAGAGCGCGAGGACUCGGCGGCUGCGCGCGCCCGGCAGCAGCUAGAGGCGCUGCUCAACAAAACUAUGCGCAUUCGCAUGACAGAUGGACGGACACUGGUGGGCUGCUUCCUCUGCACUGACCGUGACUGCAAUGUCAUCCUGGGCUCGGCGCAGGAGUUCCUCAAGCCGUCGGAUUCCUUCUCUGCCGGGGAGCCCCGUGUGCUGGGCUUGGCCAUGGUACCCGGACACCACAUCGUUUCCAUUGAGGUGCAGAGGGAGAGUCUGACCGGGCCUCCAUAUCUCUGACCACGGUGGCGCAUACCUUUCAGACUUCAUUAAACUUACGACCGAAUGGA